Messenger RNA from Pieris rapae (cabbage white), 4572 nucleotides. It is a transcript of the gene atl, whose product is annotated as atlastin. The coding region runs from base 219 to 1943 and encodes 574 amino acids. Gene Ontology annotation, molecular function: GTPase activity; GTP binding. The record is from RefSeq and is a predicted model, not a curated record. Gene Ontology annotation, biological process: endoplasmic reticulum organization; protein homooligomerization. The transcript has 13 exons. Lineage: Eukaryota; Metazoa; Arthropoda; Insecta; Lepidoptera; Pieridae.
AUGAAUGACAACACAUUCAUUGACAAGUAGAUCUGCGUCGUGUUGGAAAAAUUAGUUCUCGCUAUGUUCAAAGUCAGUUCGCGAAAUAAAUAAAGAUUGGUCAUGGCUGAUAUCGAAGAAUACAAACAUCGGGAAUCGGAUAUCCAUGAGGAAGAAGAAUCUAGCAGAUCUAGUCUCCUCACGCUUUGAGUGACUUAAAGAGAUCGGAGGGAGCUAACAUGACGGGAGGUUUGGAUAGAAGCCUUUCAUCACGUGAUCAAGUGAUUGGCAGACUUAACUUGCAGAUCAACCAUAAACAUUUAAAAGAUCUAAUUGAAAUAGAAGAUCUUUCAGAAAAGCCAUCGCCGGCUAGCAAAGGUCCACACGGCGUGCAAGUGGUGAACACAGGUCCCGACCAUACAUUCGUUCUUGAUGAAGAUGCUUUAGCCGAGUUGCUGCUGCAGGAUGACAUCAAGGACAGAUCCGUUGUCGUCAUAUCCGUGGCUGGCGCGUUUAGGAAGGGCAAAUCUUUCUUAUUAGACUUCUUUCUACGGUAUAUGCACCACAAGUAUGGUUCCGGCGGCGGUGGGGAUUGGCUGGGGUCUGAUGAUGAACCCCUCGGCGGGUUUAGCUGGCGAGGCGGUUCCGAACGGGAUACCACCGGCAUACUCAUGUGGUCUGAGAUUUUCAAAGCCACGCUUGAUGACGGCGAGGAGGUAGCAAUAAUCCUUUUGGACACACAAGGAGCAUUCGACAGCGAAUCCACAGUACGGGACUGCGCAACUGUAUUCGCUUUGUCGACGAUGUUGUCCUCUGUGCAAAUAUACAACCUUUCGCAGAAUAUACAAGAGGACGACCUCCAACAUUUACAGUUAUUUACGGAAUACGGACGAUUGGCCCUGGAAGAUGGCGGCAGGACUCCGUUCCAAAGACUUCAGUUCGUUGUUCGAGACUGGAGUUUCCCUUACGAAGCGCCCUAUGGGGCCAGCGGAGGACAGGCUAUUCUCUCCAGAAGACUAAAGGUAUCGGACAAGCAGCACCCGGAGCUGCAAUCUCUGCGAAAACACAUCACAUCAUGCUUCGGCGAGAUCGGGUGCUUCCUCAUGCCGCAUCCGGGACUCAGGGUCGCUACUAGUCCCACUUUUGAUGGACGACUUUCUGACAUCGAGGUGGAGUUCAAGCGUGCCCUACAGCAGCUGGUGCCGAUGCUGCUGGCUCCGGACAACCUGGUGGUGAAAGAGAUCAACGGCCAACGAGUCAGGUCCAAAGACCUUCUGCUCUACUUCAAAGCUUACAUGAACAUUUACAAAGGCAACGACUUGCCGGAACCGAAGAGCAUGCUCGUGGCAACGGCCGAAGCGAACAAUCUGACGGCUGUGGCAGAAGCGCGUGACGUGUACACGAGUCUAAUGGAGGAGAUAUGCGGCGGGGCGAAGCCCUAUCUUCAGGGUCAACUAUUGGAGGCUGAGCACAAGCGGAUUCGGGAUAAAGCGCUUCACGCGUUCCGGGCCAAAAGGAAAAUGGGGGGCGACGAGUUCAGUCAGGCUUAUUGUCAGCAGCUUACACAGGACCUGGAAGACCAAUUCCAACAAUUUCGGGCCCACAACGAGAGCAAAAACAUAUUUAAGGCGGCGCGUACGCCGUCCGUGUUCUUCGCGAUCGCGCUCACGUUUUACGUCCUCAGCGGAGUUCUGGGGCUCGUGGGGCUCUAUCCUUUGGCCAAUCUCUGCAAUCUGUGCAUGGGAAUGGCUCUGCUGACGCUGGUCCUCUGGGCGUAUAUCAGGUACAGUGGUGAAAUGAGAGAACUAGGUGUGACGAUAGACGAAGCCGCCAACUGGCUAUGGGAUAACGUCAUGAAGCCGGUUUAUCAGGCCGGUCUAGAGAAAGGCAUGGAGCAAGCCGCCGCGGCGGCCGCUGAGAGAGUCUCCGCGCCCACCGCCAACGGGAAGCACAAGCAGUUGUGAUGCCGUCCGCCUCCGCUCCGCCAGUCUGCCGCUUCUUCGCCGGUCCGCCGGACGUCGACAGGGCGGAGACGCUUCGUUACUUCACUAGACCGAAGGCGGCCUUUCGGCAGCACGACCUCGGUUCGUCUCCGAGACUGCGCGCGACCUGACCAAAAUCAAACGAAUCGCUGGCAGCUGGGCGCUCCCGAAACAGCAAAAAGAACGUUUAAAAUGUAUCUCCCGAGCCUCACCGAAGAAGAGGCCGGUCGGAGGAAGCGCUCGGGUCUCGUCUCAGACGCAGAGGCGUCGGCAGCCGAGGACGGAAGAACGACAGAUCUCUGUGGCGGCGGUGAAAGAUUUAUCUUAAGUGACAUUGCGACGUCUCUGCCGACGUUUCGUACGGACGGUGUUUUAUACGUGUGCGUUUUUGGAUUUUGCAAAAAAUGUUGCCAGAAAAUAUUCACGGGCCUGGUUUAUUGUGUUGAAAUUUAUAGUUAUAUACGAAAUACAGGGACUACAAUUAGUGUUUUAAAAUUAUUCAAGUGUGCGGAUUUGGUGUUUUGCGCAAAAUCGAAAAGUUACAAAUCAAUAGGAUUCUGUUUGAACGUCGGCAGAGAGAGAAUUAUGACAAAGUUUCAAAAUUAGUAAUCGGCGAUUGCGAAACGUAAAAUAUUAAUUUUCCAUUUUCUUAUUCGGGUGAAAACGAUAUUUUGAAAUGGCAUUUCCACUAUUACGUUUUGCAGGUCGCAGAAGGCUGGGUGUUGCGAGUCACAAAAUAAACCAGGUUGUGAAUAAGGCAAUACUUGAAACAAUUGCGCUUUUGCCAAUUUUCUUAACGUAUAUUUGUCCUUCUUCUUCUUAAAUAUGUAUAAUGAGGUAGACACACACACACACACACAAUAUACAUUAAACGAUAGCCCGAUUGGGUUGAUGUUUCGGGCGAAGUAAAGUAGGUGACGGUGUUUUGGGUUUUGUACUGUGAAAUACCUAAGUAAAUUAUAAAUAUAAAUAUUCCUCGAUUAAUCUGAUUUGUCGAUCGUAAUCUAAGAUCGGUUCUCGUUACAGAUGUUAGUUAUACUAUCUGAUUGUUGGGAAUUGAUAAAAAAACCGCGUGUAUAUUUUAGAAAUAUAUUUUAAUAAUUCGAUUGAAAAAGCUACUUGGAAAUUGUCAGUGAAGCGUGUAGAAAAGAAACUUUGGUUUUAAGCACAAAUUUUUUAUGACUUUAAACUUAAAAGCUCACUUGUUGCGUUGCACGUUGCUGUUAGAUGUACUUAAUAUUAUGUUUCACAAAAAUAUAUAUAAUUUCGUUUCGGACCCUGUUAACAAACUAUAUAUCGAGUAAAUUUUGUUAUUGCAUUUGGAACUAUGUUGUCAAUUAUUAGUUUUUCUUUGUUUCCAUUGAUCUACGAGUAUACUUCGAAAACCGACAUUCAUCCUUUCGGAAAAUGUACGGAACCCGUUCUAUAGUAAUAUUGGCUCAAGGUUAUGAUAUGAAUAUUUCUUCCGAAUCUAGAAUAUUUCCAGAUAAUAUUAUUCCCUUUAGUUUAAUUAUUUUAAUGUUUUAUCUGUUUUAGUGAGGACGUUGUUUUAUUCGUGGGUUUUUUGGAAUUAAUUACGUGGUUGUGUUUUUAUAUUAUAUAAUCUGUUGAUUGCAUUACGAUUGCGUGAGGUUUCCAUUUAUGUUUUAUUAUGUGCUCUCUUCCAUAUUUUUAUCGCAAUAUAUUUUACUGUAGCUGAUGACUUCAUUGCUUCUGCACUGAAAUCGGUUCUAGCUGUCGAUAGUUUGCCGGUUAGUGCUGAUAAUGUGUAUAAUUUUAUAAAGCCCAAAAACUCUCUUUAAUUUUGACAGAUCGGUGGGGUUUAACUAGGCAAUGUUGAAAGAUAUAGCUUUGUACAUUGCAAGUUAAGAUUGCUAUGAGAUAAAUUAAAAAUAUUGCUUCAAAAUACCCCACAGUGAUGUAAAUAACCGUAAGUGCCUGCUUUUGGGAGAAUCGGAUCACAAAUUAAAAUUUUAUCCCUAUUUAUAUGUGCCUAGCACGAACGAUAUCUCUAUUAUCAAUGGUGAAUUUGUUUUUAGCAUUUAUUAGAAACUAUUGGCUCACGUUUUACCAAUUAAACCUAUAAUCUUUAAAUUUUAGUCGUCCUAGUGAUGCAGUCCCGAAAACGGUCCAUUUACAUUAUGAUGAUUUGAUAGAUUUUCACUUCUUUGUCAUAAAUGCUCCCACAAAUGUGCCAAACUGAUAAGGCUACAGCGGCCGCUGGUUGAUAACAUGAUUUCAUGCUCUUAUGAAAGAAUGCAGUAUUGGCAGUGCUCGAAAAACCAGCUGCCGCUUCGGCCGAGGCUUCGCGACAAUAUUAGUGAAAUCAUGAUUUACUGUAUUUUUAUAAAAGUAAUAUUUCUUACUUUUUGAUAGGAACGACAGAUUUUUAAUUCAUUGUUAUUUGCUUUAUUAUCAAUUCUACUUUGUAAAUAAUGUCGACUCGACUGCAUGUCAUGCAUGGGCAUGGCGGAAAAAGCGGAACGAAUUAUGUUUUUAAAUAAGACGUCAAUUUUUCAGUAACCUAGUAUAGUUUUAAUUUUAGCCUAAAUUUUUGUUGAAAUCGUGGACCGUGUGUAAAUAUUAGAUUGAAAUAUACUCUUACGUUAAA